AUGGAUAACGCUCAUAAACGCAAAGGAAGCGAGGAGGUUGGCAGCUCUGCAAAACGAUCCCGCCAUGAUGAGGGAAACCCGCGAACCUUCGAGGAAGAGUUGGCUUUGCUCGGUGAAGUCGUGGACAAAGAUCCAGCACACAAGUGGUCCAGGCCGGCUGCACCGAAGUUAAAUCCUUCCUCUGAAAGCCUCGUAUUUCAGCAGUUGGAGGUGGACAACUACAUCGGUUUGUGCCUCUAAGUUUCUUAAUAGAUACAGUUAUUCUAUUGUGAAGGUUGAAACUUUUUUUUUAGAUUCUAUCUUUAGAUUGGGUUUGAUUGGUGAACUUGUUUUACAUGGUAUUGUAAAUCAUACUGUUUUCGGGUGUUACCGUCUUUGCAAGUGGUCGAGGGUGCAAUCCUUCAGCCUGAUUUCAAUUUGUGUCAGGAAUGAAAAAUGAAUGCUAUAAAGAAACUAAUCAUAUUAUAAAUAUCAAGAUUUCUGUUAUGAUUCUUCAUCGCAGGUAAACCCCUGCAGGGAAUGCCAGGGUCCAAGGUUGGUCCAGUACCGAUAGUUCAGAUGUAUGGGGUGACAAUGGAGGGGAACAGUGUCCUUUGUCAUAUCCACGGGUUCGUACCAUAUUUUUACGUCCCAGCUCCGUCAGGAUUUCAGCAGAGUUACUGCAGUGUAUUUCGGGAUUGUCUUGAUAAAGCUGUGUUGGGAGACAUGAGAUCAAAUAAGGAUGUUACUCAGGUAGGUGUCAUGCGUUCUAUCUGGAUAUGUGGAAAAGUAAAAAAAGGAAAAUAACAUUUCACAGGAUUUACCUAAGAAGAUGUCAUUUGUUAUUCAAGGGGAAUUGCCAUACAACUUCAUCUUGCCAGCUCAGGAGAGCAAAAAUUACUGUAUUUCUAUCAAUCUGCUAUCAAAAUCUAGCUAUUUACUACAAUUUUCAGAUCAUGUGUACUAAAGGCACCCGCAGUCGAGUGUUGAUCAAUACCAGCAAUUGACACUCGACCAAAAUAUCGAUUAAGUGUGGUUGACACUCGAUCAACCUGUUGAUUGACACUCAGUCGACAGUCGGUCGAUAGUCGGUGAAUAGAAUCCUACUUUUUGCAGACACUCCAUUGAGGCGUGGCGCGAAAACUGGCAAGCUGCGUUCAGUUUUAAUUCAAGCUGGAAAGAUUUGUAGAUAUCAUUUUGGUUGACAAUUUCAUUACAGAAAAAGACACAAAGAGAUGUGAUUCUUUUGCACACAAAGAAAUUUGGGUUUAGCAACUAAGUUCAUGUAGUAAAUUGACCAUGGUACAAGAAUGCGAGAGCUGACAUUUUGAGCAUUUACCCUAGCCUUUGUCAAAGCGAAUUAGGGAAUUAUGGGUCGUUAGCGGUGUAUAUACUGAACGAAACAAAGAAUGAAAUAUAUAUUAAUUGCCAAGUUUUGAUUCAGCUGAGCUGUCAUUCAAGGUUGGAGUUUUUUCAUUACAUUAACACAGUUAAUUGAUUAGUGAUCAAAGCUCACACUAGAGGAAUCUUGCUCAGCUACCACCGAAUCAUUGAGACUGAGGCCUUCAGUGGAUGUCAGUGAUGAUUUGAACUGGACUUUACACAGGACAGGUUGGAUAAGUCCUGUUAGACAUACAUCCUGGACAAAUUAAGUAUGUAACAUUUAGUGCAUUAUCAUAAUUAUCCUGGAUAGAUCUAAAAUUUUAACUGAUAUACUAAGCGGUUAGGGGAAGUUCAGCUCAUUUAAAAAUUUAUUGAAAACUUUAUCUAUGUUUCUAUCAUUUCCUCAGAACAGGCACCUCAAGAAAGCUUUUUUUUUCUCAAGUGUGGGGUGGUGACGGUUGGAUGGGGGGGGGGGGUGUUAUUGGCAGCUCCUAGAUCCUUAGCUUCUCUUUAUCAAUUAAAUGCCUAAGGAGUUUCUUUGUUAUUUUCCGGUGUAAAAGCUUCCUGUAGGAAAGAAAGGAAGAAGUCUGACUUCUUCCUUGAAUCAUUUGACAGGGCAGCUCAGCAACAUAGCUCGAUCUUUGACCGACAGCUUUCCACAACGCUCCCUCUCAGUGGAAACAACUGUGUUGAACUUAUCUCUGUCCAAGAUUUUUAGCUCACAAAUUCCAAUGAAUUCCCUCAGCAUAUUUCUGGCCACUCCAUAUUUCUCCAUAGCCUUGGCAAGGGAACACUUUCUCUGUUUCAAUAUCUUCAGAACUCCUUCAUAAUGGGUGUGAACUCCUCCCAGAUCCAGGCCUGUGACUAUAAGGUGUAACAGAAAGUAUCAAUGAAAUUGUGAAUCUAAUCUUUCCAGUCCAAUAACUUCCAUUUAUGUUGUGUACUUCAAAUAUCACAAUUCAAAUGCAGUACAGUGCAGCUUAUUGUGACUAUCAUGUAAUCCUAUGAGUUACACUAUUGGCUACUUUACAUCACAUGGUUGGAUGGUUAUCUUGCAAUAACCCCCAUCUGCAUUGAUAUUUGUCCUUCAAUUAUUUCCAUCGAAAAGAAGGAAAUCCAGCUCAAGAGGUUCAAAUUUUUAUAAUUAUUUUACAAGGAAGAAAAAGAAACUCUUUUCCUAGAGUCCAGUGUUAGUGACAUUAAAAAGCCAGUCACAAAUGCUGUUCUGGAAAAUACAAAAAAGUAAAAAAAAUAUGCUGUCAAUGUCUUUAACUUUAUUUAAGUCUCAAAUUGUUCUAGCCAAACACAAGUGCUCUACUAAUUGGGGAGACUGUAAAUCAAAGAGGGGGAAACUGGAGUACCUGGAGAAAAAUCUCUCAGAGCAGAGUUGAGAACCAACAAACUCGAUUUGUGUUUCAGCCAUAAAUCAAAGAGGGGACUGAAAAACUCAGUCUGUCCAGUACAGACCUCAAACUCAGUUAGUAAGAGGUAUCUAGUAGUCAAGUGUGGUGAACCAAUCAUACCAAUGACUAAAAUCUUGAAAAAAGCUGGAAAGAGCACCUUAAAAUUAGUAGAAAUGGCUAAGUUUUGGAGUUAUAUCUGAAACACAAAGCGCACAAGGCCAUAAGGGGGAAAAACGAGGAUUCGUAACUUACAAAAUGGAUCGGCAAGACGAGGUUUGUAAGACUAAGAGAUACAAUAAUUAACUAUUAAGAUAAAAAGGUAUAAAGGUUGAAAACUAAUAAAAGUCAGCCAAGCGUCGGUAGAGUAUUGGCUGAGAGUCGACAGUCAAUUGGCCGAUUAGCUGUCGCAAUAAGGAUGCUGCCGGCCGACACAUGAGUUGGUCGCCACUUGACCGGCUAUUGACCCUUGUCAAGCUGGUGUGGACCAUGUGUCAAUUGACAUAUGGACCAAUUGUCUAUUGACACUCGACCAACAAGUCAAUCGCGUGUCAACCACACUCGAUUGAUAUGUCAGUUAAGUGUCGAUCACUGGUAUCAAUUGUCACUCGACCACGGGUGCCUUUAGUAGACAUGAUCCCAAUUUUCAACAAAAUUAGCCAAAAGGAAGAAGUGUUUUAUCUGAAUAAGACCCUCCUAUUAGUUUUCAACUUUUCCCAACUGUUCUCCAAGUAAUUUUUGAUAUUAUGGUGUAAGGAGAUGUUAACCACUUCAUUACCCAGGCUGUUCUUGCCGUUGACUGUGAGACAAAGGAGAGUAUUUAUGGAUACCAUAGCAACAGGAAGAUCCCAUUCCUUCGCAUCACCAUGGCACUGCCAAAACUUGUUGCACCAGCUAAACGGAUUUUGGAGACUGGCUUUAAAUGUGCAGAUCUCCCAGAAAGAGGAUAUUCCACUUAUGAAAGCAACAUUGAUUAUGAGGCAUGUUACAAUCUUAUUAUAACUUUCAUUUACUGUUGUAAGUUUCACCUUUGUAGGAAGAUGUAUUAAUGUAAAAUUGUAACCUUAAGGUUUCCCAAAGGGCAGUGAACAUCUUUAUAUAUUUUUUAUCAGCCAGGGAAUUUGUUAAUAGUUGGUUACCAAGCUCAUCAGAGCUUGCUAUACCAGUUUUUACAGUAUGAAGGGGUGAGAAGGUUAUUGUCCCUCCACUUAGAUGGGAUUGAUGCUUUUUCCACAUUAUCUUUCCAACACUGGUUCUGACCAUUUUAAACUCAUGCUUGAAGAAGGGGAAAAAUCCUGAAUGUUGUCUGCUAAACAAACUUUAACAGUACAGUGACUCACUCAUGAGAAAUGUGAGGCUGAAAAAGGGCACCAAUUUAGUUAAUAACUGUCCUGUUUAUUUUUUUUUUUCUUGUUCUUGUUUUGAACAUGAAAGGUUCGAUUCAUGGUAGACACAAGUGUUGUGGGCUGUAACUGGAUAGAAUUACCAGCUGGGAAAUACAGAGUGCGUUCACCUUCCAUGGGAGGUAGUGGAAAAAGUGAGGCCCAGCCUGUGUCUCAUUGUCAAAUUGAAGUGGAUGUUGCCUAUGAUGAGUUCAUUAGUCACAGUCCUGAAGGUAAUUAGUCAAUUCUAAGUUAUUUCCUCUGAAAUCGUGUACUAUACAUUAGGGAGGUAAUCAGAACCAAAGCAAAAUUCUCAAUGUGCCAGCUCUAUUCGGGUGCUAAUUUAUGGGAUUGCCUACAAGUCAAGUGUUUUCAUAGUUUUGAUUAAUUAGUAACAAGACUGUGUAUCUUCCAGUUUUCCUAGCAGUCAUAGUCAUAAUUAACUGAUCAGACUGCUGCUUUGUGGUCAUCCUCUGAUUACAGCUGGAAUUGGACUCCAUUCAGUCCCAUUACCACUAAUGAUUGUGAUUCUCAGAAAACUAUGAUCACUUAGAAUAUUUAGGCAAUGUUUUUGUAUUAUGAUCAAUUGCACUGGCAGUAAGGGCAUGCAAGUAAACUUUUACAGCUUAUUCUUAUCCCAUGCCUGGUUGACUUGUUGUCCUUGGCCAACUGGCAACAGUUUGUGUAAUUUCAUACCUCUGACUCUUUAGAAAAAAAGUUGUUUUGUAAUAUUCUGAUUAUAAUGGUAAGAGGAACUUUAUAGUAAUGAUUGUAAUUGUUGUCAUGAUUCCUUUUUGUUCAAAGGUGAAUGGUCUAAAGUGGCUCCAGUUCGAAUCCUGAGUUUUGACAUAGAGUGUGCUGGCAGAAAGGGAGUGUUUCCUGAACCAGAGAAAGAUUCAGUGAUUCAGAUUGCAAACAUGGUCAUAAACCAGGGUGAUAAGGAUCCAUUCAUCAGAAAUGUGUUCACACUGAACUCCUGUGCUCCAAUUGUAGGGUCACAUGUUUUGUCAUAUAAAAGGGAACAAGAUAUGCUUCAGGUCUGUGGCAGUUAAAAAUUAAGUCAAUUUAACUAACUCCACAACAGAAAAGAAAAUGGUUAUUUUCAAAAUUUUCUCCAAGUAAAGAAAUAUUUUCAGGAAAUAUCCAUGAGUCUUGGAUGAUUGUCACUAGAGCCAUAUGCAACACAUUUUUCAGUGACAAACUUGCGUCAUAAGUAGGCUGCUAUGAAAGGAAUUUGUCAACUUGACAAUUUCCAUGACUUUUUAAGGUUAAGUGUUGGGAUAACAUUAUACUGCAACAUCAGUCUUGUAACAGGGUACAGUCUAAGUUAUUAAAGGUACUUACAUAUUGAGCAACAUUCCUGACUUUCUUCUUUUUUAUUACAAUGACCAAAAAUGUCUGUACUUUUUUAUUUAUGAUGGCCAUAAGCUGUCAUAGUUAGACCUGUAAGCAAUUAUGGUACUGCUGUUUCUAAUUUUCUUUUGCUGAUUUUCUUAUCUUUUUAUUACAAGGAACAAAAAUGUCUGUACUUCUUGAUUUAUGAUGAUCAUAAGCUGUCAUAAUUAAACUUAGUCUAGUAAGUAAUUACAGUUCUGCUGUUUCUAAUUUCCUUUUUCUGCUUUUCUUAUCCAUUUGUUUAAAGGCAUGGAGUGAUUUUGUAAAAAAAGUGGACCCUGACAUCAUAACUGGAUACAAUGUUGUGAACUUUGACCUUCCCUAUUUACUGAAUCGAGCAGCAGCUUUGAAGGUUCAGUCCUUUUCAUUCCUUGGACGUGUGAGAGAUGAAAAGAGCACCAUAUCAAACACAGUUUUUCAAUCCCGUGCUUAUGGCAAACGUGAGAACAAAGUCAUAAACAUUUCUGGACGUGUUCAGUUUGAUCUGUUACAUGCCUUGCUGAGAGAUUACAAACUGAGAUCUUACACCCUGAACUAUGUCAGUUUUUAUUUUCUACAAGAACAGAAAGAAGAUGUACAGCAUAAUAUUAUAACAGAUUUACAGGUACAUAAGAAAAGAUGUUUGGUAUUUACCAUUAAUUGAUUAAUUGCCCAAGGAUUUUUAGAGUAUUGCGAGGUUUAAUUGAUAAUGUUCAGAUUUUUAGUUAGAGUUGUUUUAGAGCCUUAAUUAAGUGAAAAAUGCUAAAAAUGUUUUGGUAAAAACAUCAUCAUCUUCAAUGAUCUCCAGUAUAUAUGUGUAUUUGUAAAAGAUUUUAAAAUAAUUUUUAAUGAAAAUAUUAAUCAUUUUUAUUAAGAAUGGAAACGACCAAACCCGUCGCAGACUGGCCAUUUAUUGUAUGAAAGAUGCUAUUCUUCCUCUGAGGUUACUAGAAAAACUUAUGUGCCUUAUUAACUACAUGGAGAUGGCACGAGUCACUGGUGUUCCUCUUAGUUAUCUCUUAUCAAGAGGACAGCAGAUUAAAGUUGUUUCACAGCUCCUCAGAAAGGUGAGUUCCCUGAUACUUGCAGAUAGUCUAUUUGAUAUCAGACUGCAGUUUCAACUUGGUUUACAUGUGACUGGAGGCUUAUCCCCAUGAGCUUAAGAAUUUGGCUCAAACAGACACUGUCCAGUUUUUUUUUUUUUUUGGAAAAUUGUUACUAUUAUAGUAGCUCUUAUAUGUGCAUUAAUGGUUCCUGGAAUUUGUGAUAAUGGACAUGGGCUGUAAUUGAAGGUAUUUCUAAUGAAUAACAGUUGCAUCUGAUUGCUGUAAAAUCAGUUGUGCUUUGCUUUAAUGCAAAAAGCUUGCUGUGAGGGGUUGUCAACUGCAACCUUACACCAUUAAAAUCAAAAUUAUGCUGUGAAAUUUUUGUAGUCAAAAGAGCAAGACUUGUUACUUCCUGCUCACAAGGCAGAAGCUGGAGAUGAAUACACUGGAGCCACUGUCAUUGAACCAUCUAAAGGGUAAACUCCUUUUCACAUCAGAGUUUCAGUUGUUAAAGUCAAUGAAUAGUAAGUGGGCUGUAGUUGUAUUGAAAGUAUUUCACUGAUUUUGUCUGAUUGGUAGAAAAGUGCUUGAUGAAAUUAACUCAGAUAUCACUGGUAAUCAUAAAAUCAAUCCAUGUGACGUUCAUUAUUCCCUAAUUAGCAAGAGGAAGUUAUUUGUUUGUUUUUCUUCACAGGUAUUAUGACAUUCCUAUUGCAACACUUGAUUUCUCUUCAUUGUACCCAUCUAUCAUGAUGGCUCACAAUUUGUGUUACACUUCUCUUCUGCAUCAUAGUGAUCUGGCUAAGUAAGUAAAUGGUCAUGAUCUUGCUAACAUGCUUGGCAAUAUGUAGUUUUUGUUACAGUAUUAUUGCAGAAAUAUAGUAAACUGUUUAUGUUAAGUCGAAGCUCAGUCAUAGGGUUUAACAGUGACUUCUUAGACAGACACCAAAUGGUGACUGAGUACUCUCCUUCCAGUCACCAGAUGGAAAGAUUUAGUCACUAACACAACAUUGGCAAGAUUUUUAUUUCAAAAUGAAUUAAGGAAAUAUCAGGUUGUAGAGAUGUUUCUUGAAUUAUGAUGUAUUCCUUCUCUUGAAAAAUUAAUCACCCAUAGAUUUUACAAAAGCAUGGCAAAAUCAUGAUCAAGUACUGAUGAUGAUAAGUAGGUGAAAAAAAAAAAGCUUUUUCAUAGUAAUAUUAAUUUUUUAAAUAUUGACUUAUUUUUAUCUAUUUCUCAAUUUUGAGAAGCAUCUAGAGGGAACUGGAUAGCUAUUAAUAUUAUUAUUAUUAUUACUAUUAAUAUUAUUAUUAUCAUUAUUAUUAUUGAUCUUGAUCAUGAUCAUAGGCUCAAAGUUAAAGUUUUCUUUAGUUAACACCAAAGGUUAUCAAAGGUGAUCUAUCUUGCUUUUACUGUUUAUUAAAUGGCUAAUUUUGUGUUUGUAUAUUUCAGUCUAAAACCUGAUGAGUUUAUCAAGACCCCUUCUGGAGAUUUUUUUGUGAAGGCAUCUCUAAGGAAAGGACUGCUGCCUGAAAUUCUUGAGCAUUUGUUGUCUGCAAGGAAAAAGUAUGGAGGGAUGUUAAUUUCUCACUACUUAUUGCAUUCUUUCAUGAUGUCUAGAGGUAGACUGUUGAAGGAGUGGGAGUUCAUUUCAUUGUUAGGCAAUUUCACGAAUAAUAUCUGGCAUAACAAUACCAAAACAAAAGUUUAGUUAAACUGAUGCGAUGCAAAGUGGUGCAACAACGUAACAAUAUUGUCACUUUGGAGGGCAUUUCAUUCAAAAUUAAAAACUGAAGAUUGACAACAAAACAGUCUGAACAGUCUUCUUAGUGUGCAAAUGGCUUAAAUACAUUUUUAGCACAUCAAAAUCUCCUUUGUAGCUAACAAAGUGAUAAUAGUAGUUUUAAAUGUUAGGUUGACAAAAAAUAAUGAUAAACACACACAUGCUUGAUGACAAUAUGGUCUUAUGUAAUGAUGCAUCAAUCUUUCUCAAUUAGAGCUAAAGAGGAUUUAAAGAAAGAAACAGACCCUUUCAGGAAGAAGGUACAAAUUGUGACUCAGCAGAUAUAUAUUUUUUUUCACUUCAAUGAUUUGAUUUAAAAAUAUUUGCCAACCACUCAACUAUAAUGCUUUUAACCAUAGGUUCUUGAUGGUCGACAGCUGGCUCUUAAGUUAAGCGCGAACUCUGUGUAUGGGUUUACUGGAGCACAAGUUGGAAAGCUUCCCUGUCUGCCAAUUUCACAGGUAGCUACAAGUUCAAAAUAUAACUAAGCUUUGAUCGAGUUGCAUUGUAAGUCUAAUUUCUGGUUAGUUGAAUUUAUUCUGCAACUGCCCCUCUAAGUUUGUACCUGUCAUAGGGACUGUAUAUUGAUCCCAGCUCCAUUUGACUCUUAAACUCCUACAAUGUGAUUAUUAAUUCCCACUCCUUGCUGAUAUACAUUUUCUUGUAAUUAAGUAGAGAGAAAUUGGUGUUGUAUUAAGACAAGACCUUUUAGUGAAUAACUAUUGACAGUAAGAAGUUCCAUGUGAAUUACUUGUAAGGGUCAAAAUGUAAACUGAAUGCAAUCCACUUCUGGGAAUGUCAAUUGUAACCCUCCCACCCAUGCAAUAGGCUUUCAAAUGUGUUUUAAAAUUUUCACAUGAUUAAUGUUUAAAAUUUUUAAUUGAACCUUAAUUGUGAUGACAGUAAGGAAGAAACAACAAUGACAAAAUGUGGAAUAUUGUUUCACUGCAGAGUGUGACAGCUUUUGGGCGCAUGAUGAUAGAGAGAACAAAAGAACUUGUUGAAGAAAAAUAUACAGUGGAUAAUGGGUACAAAACAAAUGCUCAGGUAAAUACUGUUGAAUUAAUGCUGUUUGUUAUGAAGUACCCGCACAGAUAAACACAAAAUUUCACCACUGAAUAAGAUCUAUUGACUGUACAAUUUAGCUGAUCAGAGGAUGGCUUAAUUCUUCUUGUACACCACAUUUGUUGCCUUUAGGUCAUCUAUGGAGACACAGAUUCUGUAAUGGUCAAGUUUGGAGUGGAUUCUGUUGCAGAGAGCAUGGAACUUGGUAAAGAAGCUGCAGGUUAUGUAUCUGGUCACUUUAUCAAACCCAUCAAAUUGGAGUUUGAGAAGGUAAGAUGUAAUUGAUGGAGUUUUGGAACAUAGUGGACUGAUCCCUUCCCAGGUUGAUUUUGUUUCUUGUCUUUUUUUAAUUGCAUUAUGCAAUUUUGCACAUUGUUGCAGGUGUAUUUUCCAUAUCUUCUGAUCAGCAAGAAGCGCUAUGCUGGAUUGUACUUUACUAAAGCCGAUAAGCAUGACAAAAUGGACUGUAAGGGAAUAGAAACAGUAAGUCUGCUAAUUAGCUCUUCAACUGAUAAUUUCUCAGUCUUUUUCCCAGGCAUAGCUACUGAUUCUUUGUUACUUUUAUUUAUUUUAUUCUUUGAUAAUAAUGGCCUUUAGAUCAGUGUAGGUUCUUUCUUAAUUGUUGGUUUUGUUUUAUUUUCACAGGUAAGAAGAGAUAACUGCCCUCUGGUUGCAAACCUUAUUAACUCCUGCUUACAAAAAAUUCUCAUUGAGAGGUACAGGUCUUUGAAGCUUGCUCAUCACUACUGGUUCAUGUGAUCAUUUGUAUUCAGUCAAUUUCUUACUUGUAAGUCAUAAAUGUUUUUGUCCAUAGGGAUCCCAUGGGAGCUGUUGAUUACACAAAGCAAGUGAUAUCAGACCUUCUGUGCAACAGAAUUGAUAUCUCACAGCUGGUGAUAACAAAGGAGUUGACAAAGACAGGGGACGAAUAUGCUGGGAAACAGGCACAUUCUGAGCUGGCAGAGAGGUCGGAUUUACAACUAACUUGGUAGCCAUGAUAGAGUAAUUUUCAACAGAGUGUUGAAAGUGAUCUAGGACUGCUUUGGUUUUGUUUUACUAUGCCAUGUUAUUAAUCUGAAAAUCUCACACCAGUCCACUCUUUCAACCAAUUAUAUGCAAAACAAACUCCACUCAUGACUUAGUUGCCUGCCUUUCUUUCUAUUUACUAUAGGAAGUUUUCUUGUUUUUACUUUGAGUUCUCAUUGACUCUUCAGGGUAUUUCCUUUCAUCUGAUUCUCCAUUGUUUUUUCUUUGAUUUUGGUUUUAUAACACCUAGUUGAUCAGUUUGUAUUAUUGUUGCCUCAGUCCAAUUUGUACAGUUUAAUAAUAACCUGUGCACAUGAUUGUGACAAAAAGUUACCUUCUAAGGUAUUUUGCUUUUUGCUUUUCACAGAAUGCGGAAACGUGAUGCUGGUUCUGCUCCCAAGCUGGGAGACAGAGUCCCAUAUGUCAUCAUUGCUGGUGCUAAAGGAGAGAAAGCUUAUGAAAAAGCUGAGGUGAAUAGAACCUUUUUUUCAAAUCACUUGAUUGUUUUUAAAAAAUAUUACCAAGUUUGCAUUCUUUGCAGGAUCCCAUUUAUGUGCUGGAGAACAACAUUCCUAUUGACACAAAAUAUUACCUUGAGAAUCAGUUGUCAAAUCCCUUGCUGAGAAUAUUUGAGCCUAUUUUGGGAGAGGCAAAAGCAACCUCUGUGCUUCUAAGUAAGUCUGCAUUUUUCCUUCCCUUACACUGUAAAUAGCCAAUGACUUUGUUAUCAAGUAGAAAGAUCCUUCCUCAAAGAACUGUAUUAACUGUAUUAAAAAUUAAAUAUUAUCUAUCUUUUCACAAAAAGCAUACAGUUCAUUCACAUUAAUAUGCAGCCACACUAAAUAAUAUCAACUUGUGUUAUUACUAGAUUUCCAUAAUGAGCCUCCUAAGGAGCUUGUUAAUGUUUGUGAUACAAUGCUCUCAAACCUUACAUUUGGAAGACAUUUGUUUUAACCUUUUCACUCCCAAGAUCUCAUUAGCAACUCACAUUACUAUCAACUGUACAACUCUUGUGAUGCAAGUUCUACAAAUUUUAUAUUGGAUCAACCAAUAGUUCUCUAAUUGAUAAUUUUCUUUACUCUCACAACCUGUAAAACCAAAUGACAAUCUCAAGUGAGGCCAUGUGUAGUGCGAUUUGCUGCUUUUGUUCUCCAAUUCAACUAAACAAAAGACUCUUAUUUUAAUUCCCUUGUUUGAUAUCUUUGCAGAAGGGCAACAUACACUCACAAAAACUAUUGUAACAUCAAAAGUGAGCAAGCUGGCUAUGUUUACUAAGAAGAGAGAAACUUGCCUUGGGUGUAAAGCAGUCCUUGACAACAGUGAGUAUACUGUGUGAAAUUAAGCUGUUACACUCAAAAAAUUCUCAUAAAACACUAACACAACUGUACACAAAACAUAUGUCUGAACUUCAAUUUAAGUAAAAAAAAAAAAAUGGAGAUUUGGCAUGAAUCAGUUUUUCCAUUACUGUUCUGAGAUGUGUUGUCACAACUUCUGAUCACAUCCUCUCCCUUGCUUACCAGAUUCUGCUGUCUGUAAACACUGUAAGCCUAAAGAGUCUGGUCUCUACCAAAAAGAGAUUUCUCACCUGAAUGCAUUGGAAGAAAAGUUUGCAAGGCUAUGGACUCAAUGUCAAAAUUGUCAAGGCAGUCUGCAUGCUGAUGUACUGUGUACCAGGUGUGAAAAAUACGAUGAUUGAUAUUUUUUGACAAGAGAUAGUUGUGUUCUUCAACAGGACACUUCACUCUCUUCUUCUCUUUCCACCUAGAAAUAUUAAUCCUCUAACUCCCAGAAGUGAUUAACAUGUAACUUACCCCUAUGAUAAUAAUAACCGUACACUAUCCAGCAGACAAAUAAUGAGAAUACUCAAACUAGUCAGGUGGAAGAUUUUAUCUGGUUCUAACACCAAAUUCUGGUAACCAAAUUACAAGGAAUUGUGUAGCAGUGAGAAGGGAGAAUUAACAAUCAGAUCUUGGAGUUUAAGGUUCUAUACUCUACUUUGCUUCUCAACUCACAGAAUAAUUUAAAGUGAAUGAAAAAUCUUUUGGGAUCAUUUAAAUCUGAAUCCAUGGCACUUUUUGAUUGUGUUAUGCAUUUACAUGGUUAAUAUCUGUUUUGUUUCAGUCGUGAUUGUCCCAUCUUUUACAUGAGAAAGAAGGUUCAGAAGGACCUCUGUGAUCAGGACAAACUCAUUCAGAGAUUUGGUGAUUGUACUUGGUGAUGACAGUUCCAUUUCAAGAAAAUAAGGAUUUUCUCAACAAACAUAUCAAGACAAAGAAGAGUAUUUGGAAUUGAAAAAGUAAUGAGUGCAACCCUGCAUGAAUACAUCUCACAUAAUGCAUGUAAAGUCAUUAAGGCAAAAGUCACACCCCAGAGCCCAAAGAAUCAUUAACUUGGAUAUUUUCAAGUGUUUAUAAC
This is a messenger RNA of Pocillopora meandrina, 12851 nucleotides long. NCBI's taxonomy places the organism in Eukaryota, Metazoa, Cnidaria, Anthozoa, Scleractinia, Pocilloporidae. The record is from the annotation of a GenBank genome assembly.